UCUCGCGAGAUAAAGGGGUGAUCUUUGGUCAAGAUUGCCUCAUAUCUCAAGCUGUAACGAUAAACUGAUAACUUAGUCAACAGAUGAGUUAUUAUUCAGUGAAAAAGUAUGGAGUGUUACACAUUGAUAGUCGCCUGUCUUCUAUGCCUGUUGCCAUUGGCAACCUGUGUGACACCGUCAGGAACAACACCCGGGAUACAGAACAUCUUCCUAGGGCGGUGUCUGGCAUACCAGGAGAUUAUUAAACCAUAUCCCCAAACGACUGUGGAUUGUAACUCGCUAUGGGUGAAGUUUACGACCUCUUUUGAGGGAAAGGAGCCAUGCGGAUUGACGUCAAAAGACUAUAGUGAUUUUAUCGAAACUUCACUGUCUUCACUUCCUGAAGAUAAGGCAAUGUUUUGGUCAGGCACAUAUCGUGUUGCGCAUGACUAUGCAGAGUCGGGGAAACGCUUCAUCACACUGGAGGACACUUUACUAGGAUACAUAAUGAAUGGUUUGGUGUGGUGUGGACAGACAGCGCCACCUGGGAUAAACUAUCACAGUUGUCCCUCCUUUAACGGUUGUCCGGUGGCCGCAAACACAGCAUUUUGGGGAAAGGCAUCGUCCCAGUUUGCGUCGCGAGCCAGAGGAACGGUAACUGUUUUAUUGGACGGGUCAAAUCCAGCCAAACCAGCUUACAGAACGGACAGUUACUUCGCAAGGUUUGAGCUGCCGUCAUUGUCCCCGGAGGAGGUUCAGAUGGUGAACAUUUAUGUUGUUCACGCUGUCAACCAGCCAUACAGGGAGACAUGUAACAAUGGCACCCUGCCUGCCAUGCAGAGGGCUGUCAAGGAGCACGGCCUGAAGUACACUUGCCAGGACAACCCGCAGGCUAUACUUCAUCUUCUGUGUGUGGACAGUCCAGGAAGCUUGAUGUGUCGGAUAGCACAACAUGGGAAUUAUAGUCAUAUAUUUGGUUGAAGUUACAAUUAAAUGUUUUUAUUUCCCGGUGAUCUUAAGCGAAAGGAAACAUUUUCGGAAAAGUUCCGCAAACACUGACCUCUGACAGUUCAAUCACUUAUGAACUUCAACUUUUUUAAUAAAUAACUUUUCCUAAGGAGACAUUCAGUUUGUGUCGUUGACAUAGUUUCAACAGAAAGUCAUGCAUUACUUUAUCGCAUAUCAAAAAAUCUUCAUAUGCUAAAACAAACGGUUCGUUUUUACACCUAUACAUUUAAUACGGUGUAUUCUGUAAUUUGAUUGGUUGGUUCAUUCCGUAUCACAAAAUCCGUAAAAAAGAUUCGAUUUGAAUGCGAAUUUCACAACAGAUACAUUCCAGAAAGGCAGAGCGAUGAUAAACAUAAUUUAUGCAAUGUUAAGAGAGUAGCGGCCCUUUCCUAACUCUUCUAUUAGUAUACUCAGGAAAUGUAAACAGGUAAAACCAGAACAAAGGGAAAUUAUAUAUACGAAUUUAUUUACAUAAGCAAAAUUAAAUAAAUAACUGACAAGUAUUCACACUCA
Mizuhopecten yessoensis (Yesso scallop) is the source of this 1500-nucleotide messenger RNA. RefSeq names its product ADP-ribosyl cyclase/cyclic ADP-ribose hydrolase-like. The transcript has 7 exons. NCBI's taxonomy places the organism in Eukaryota, Metazoa, Mollusca, Bivalvia, Pectinida, Pectinidae. Gene Ontology annotation, cellular component: plasma membrane. Gene Ontology annotation, molecular function: phosphorus-oxygen lyase activity; NAD+ nucleosidase activity. Gene Ontology annotation, biological process: positive regulation of B cell proliferation. The record is from RefSeq and is a predicted model, not a curated record. Bases 109 to 960 code for a protein of 283 amino acids.